GGCAGUCGGUCCCUCCAGCUGUCCGACCGAGCGGCGCCGACCCAGCCUGAGGCCUGGGCUCUGGCUCCCCGGCGGAGGGAUUCGCGACGGCUGAGGAGGCGGUGCUGAGUUAAAGAGGAAGAGGCCACUACCGCGGCGGCGGCGGCGGCGGCUGCUCGGACUGCAGCGCAUAAAGGGGCCGCCGCCGGGUGAUGCGGUGACCGCUGCGGCAGGCGCAGGAGCCCAGUGGGCCUCGGCCCUCAGUAGGUCCCGCUGAACGCGCGCUUCCGAGCUCUCCAUCUUCUCCAAUCAACCCGCGGUCACCGAGGCGGCCUCGCGCCCCCUCGCCCCUUCCCCGUCCCUCCCCUGUCCCCGUCCCCGCCCUGGGGGUUGCCGCCACCCGCCUCCCACGAUGGCUCUAAAGAGAAUCCACAAGGAAUUGAAUGACCUGGCACGGGACCCCCCUGCACAGUGUUCAGCAGGUCCUGUUGGAGAUGAUAUGUUCCAUUGGCAAGCUACAAUAAUGGGGCCAAAUGACAGUCCCUAUCAGGGUGGAGUAUUUUUCUUGACAAUUCAUUUCCCAACAGAUUACCCCUUCAAACCACCUAAGGUUGCAUUUACAACAAGAAUUUAUCAUCCAAAUAUUAACAGUAACGGCAGCAUUUGUCUUGAUAUUCUACGGUCACAGUGGUCUCCAGCACUAACUAUUUCAAAAGUACUCUUGUCCAUCUGUUCUCUGUUGUGUGAUCCUAAUCCAGAUGAUCCCUUAGUGCCUGAGAUUGCUCGGAUCUACAAAACAGAUAGAGAAAAGUACAACAGAAUAGCUCGGGAAUGGACUCAGAAGUAUGCGAUGUAAUUAAAGAAAUUAUUGGAUAACCUCUACAAAUAAAGAUAGGGGAACUCUGAAAGAGAAAGUCCUUUUGAUUUCCAUUUGACUGCUUUCUAUGAGCCCACGCCUCAUCUUCCCCUGUGCACAUGUUUACCUGAUACAGCAGUUCCGCGUGUUGUACAUACUUGGAACAACAAACUAGAAAUACUGUACUUCUGUACCAACAUUGCCUCCUAGCAGAGAAGUGUGUGUGUGACAAGCCAGUUCUUCAGGCGUAACCUAGGUGUGAGACUAAAAGCUUUCCUAUUGACUUAAAUUUGGAUGACGUCAAGGUGAGGGGUGGUGGGUAUGGUGUGUGCUUGGAUGGGGAAGAAAAGCUCUACUGACUUAUAAGAGAUGGUUUUUAAGUGGAAUCCUUUUAAACUCAAAACAGAUACGAAAAACAAGGCGAAGAACACGAAGCUGUUUCUAUACUCCUUUUAUGCUGAAGGACCUACGUCUUAGGUGAAAGUUAUGACCAGCCAGAUUAAAACCUACCAUUUUAAGGUCUAAGUUUAACUGGAUUGGAGCUAUUAGUACAUAAAGUGUGAUGGGCUUUGUUCCCUCCUCUUACAUCUCCCCACCCUUUAACCCUCAUCCUUUCAACCCCUCUUUUUCUCUUCCAUAUUCUUUGGUUUGUAUGUGGUUUCUCAGUUAAUACAUAGCUAAUAGCUCUUAUUUUUCUUAUGUUUUUAACUGCUUAGGUCUCUCUGGAAAAGGGUGAAAAUUCAUUUGAUGGAAAUACUUGUGUAUAUUUAAAGACCCCGUUGCUCCUCUGGAGCUUGUACGUUCAAGAAUGAUUAAUCUGUGUAAUAAACUGAUUACUACAGUCAUUACAUAUAA
Phyllostomus hastatus (greater spear-nosed bat) is the source of this 1690-nucleotide messenger RNA. RefSeq names its product ubiquitin conjugating enzyme E2 D2 (gene UBE2D2). Gene Ontology annotation, molecular function: ubiquitin conjugating enzyme activity. The transcript is spliced from 7 exons. Gene Ontology annotation, biological process: ubiquitin-dependent protein catabolic process; protein K48-linked ubiquitination. NCBI's taxonomy places the organism in Eukaryota, Metazoa, Chordata, Mammalia, Chiroptera, Phyllostomidae. Bases 392 to 835 code for a protein of 147 amino acids. Gene Ontology annotation, cellular component: nucleus. The record is from RefSeq and is a predicted model, not a curated record.